Messenger RNA from Mus pahari (shrew mouse), 3913 nucleotides. RefSeq names its product arylsulfatase B (gene Arsb). Bases 95 to 1705 code for a protein of 536 amino acids. NCBI's taxonomy places the organism in Eukaryota, Metazoa, Chordata, Mammalia, Rodentia, Muridae. The record is from RefSeq and is a predicted model, not a curated record. The transcript has 8 exons.
CCCAGGUGGAUGCAAUCUCGCUGGGGAGCCCGGCCGCUCAGUUCCCGAUUCUGUCGGGGGUGCCGGCAGCUCGGGGCUCCGCAGGCUGCUAAGGAUGGGCAAGCUGAGCCCGUGCACCGGCGGGAGCCGGCCUGGAGGUCCCGGGCCGCAGCUGCCACUCUUGUGGCUGCUGCUGCAGCUGCUGCUGCUGCUGCUGCUGCUGUCGCCAGCCCGGGCCUCCGGAGCCACCCAGCCUCCCCAUGUGGUCUUCGUGCUGGCUGACGACCUGGGCUGGAACGAUCUGGGUUUCCACGGCUCGGUCAUCCGCACGCCGCACCUGGAUGCGCUGGCGGCCGGCGGCGUGGUCCUGGACAACUACUACGUGCAGCCACUGUGCACGCCGUCGCGGAGCCAGCUGCUCACCGGCCGCUACCAGAUCCAUUUGGGUUUACAGCAUUACCUCAUCAUGACCUGUCAGCCCAGCUGUGUUCCCCUAGAUGAAAAACUCCUGCCCCAGCUUUUAAAGGAAGCAGGCUAUGCUACGCACAUGGUUGGGAAAUGGCACCUGGGGAUGUACCGGAAAGAAUGUCUGCCAACACGCCGAGGAUUCGAUACCUACUUCGGAUACCUCCUAGGCAGUGAAGACUAUUACACCCACGAGGCUUGUGCGCCGAUUGAGUCUUUGAAUGGUACCCGCUGUGCACUUGAUUUAAGAGAUGGUGAAGAACCUGCAAAAGAGUAUAACAAUAUUUACUCAACAAACAUAUUUACCAAAAGGGCUACAACCCUCAUAGCUAACCAUCCACCGGAGAAACCAUUGUUCCUCUACCUUGCCUUCCAGUCUGUCCACGACCCCCUGCAGGUCCCCGAGGAGUACAUGGAGCCAUAUGGCUUCAUUCAAGAUAAGCACAGACGUAUUUAUGCGGGGAUGGUGUCCCUCAUGGAUGAAGCAGUGGGGAAUGUCACCAAAGCCUUGAAAAGCCACGGGCUCUGGAACAACACAGUCUUCAUCUUCUCCACAGACAACGGUGGGCAGACUAGGUCUGGAGGCAACAACUGGCCACUCCGAGGAAGGAAGGGGACCUUGUGGGAAGGGGGCAUCCGAGGAGCAGGCUUCGUGGCAAGCCCCUUGCUGAAACAGAAAGGCGUGAAGAGCCGGGAACUCAUGCACAUCACCGAUUGGCUUCCCACACUCGUACAUCUGGCUGGGGGAAGCACUCAUGGAACCAAACCUCUGGAUGGCUUCAACGUGUGGAAAACUAUCAGUGAAGGACGCCCGUCCCCGAGAGUGGAGCUGCUGCACAACAUCGAUCGGGACUUUUUUGACGGCUUACCAUGUCCUGGCAAGAACAUGACUCCAGCAAAGAAUGAUUCUUUUCCGCUAGAACAUUCUGCCUUUAACACGUCUAUCCAUGCUGGGAUCAGAUACAAAAAUUGGAAACUCCUCACGGGCCACCCAGGCUGUGGUUACUGGUUCCCGCCUCCAUCUCUAUCCAACCUCUCCGAGAUACCUCCAGUGGACCCACCAACCAAGACUCUCUGGCUCUUUGAUAUCGAUCAGGACCCUGAAGAAAGACAUGACAUGUCCCAGGAGCACCCCCACAUCGUUCAGAGCCUUCUCUCCCGCCUGCAGUACUACCAUGAACAUUCUGUACCUUCUCACUUCCCACCCUUGGACCCCCGCUGCGAUCCCAAGGGCACUGGUGUAUGGAGCCCCUGGAUGUAGAGCUCUGGGGGAGGGGGGCUGAAGCCCAUUUCUGGGCAGGUUAGACCUCAGGCCCCUACUCUCCUGGCUUCUCUUCUUUAUCAUCCCCCACCCUGUCACCUGGCCCUCAUGCUACAUAACCCUCCAAAGGAGUCCAAUUUCAACCCACAGUACAUUUUAAAAGCCAGUAAACUCUGGAAGGAUCCUGGUGUCGGGUGCAGUUAGUGUCUGGGGGCCAGGGUGGCCGGGUUCAGCCUGCCUCCUAAGCUGCAGACGCUGGGAACUUGACAUAGGAAGUUAUCCUUGUGUCCCGGAGCCCUGGACAGCUGGCUCGUUUUGCUUCACAAGUCAGCUAUUAGAACUCCCUCUUCUAAUAACCAGCUUUAUUGGCAGGACACAUUUCUUAUAACAAAGGCAGGGAGCAAAUGAUUGCUAGUGGUUCUGUUGGCUGUGAGGGCUCCCUGUCUGUGAGCUCUUCCACAUCCAUGACCCUGACCCUGACCCUGACCCUGACCAGUCUACUCACUCAUCUUCCUGUGGAGCAUCCAGCCCAUUGCAGUAAGCCAGCAUGGAGGCAUGUCUGUGCCUUGGUUUUGGUUUCCACGGUAACUAAAUGUGUUUUUAUCCCCCCACCCACUAUUGCUCAUUCUGUCCAGACUUCUGCUAACCAGCUUGCGUGGUUCUGUUCCUGUCAUACCUUUGGACUUCACUGUCCUGUGCCUGAGGUCUCUUUCCCCUCUGCUCCACCCAUUCUGAGCUUUGGGAUAGCCCUAAGCCCUGCCCAGCGGAGGUGGACUGGUCAUUCUGUGUCCAUGCUAAUGGGAGUUGUGGGUCUGUGGCAUCUGCUAAGGAGGUUUAUUCACAGUUGCAUGGGAUCCGUCAAGACUGUGGCUAGAUCUCCCACUAUGCCAUGGUCUAUGCUGUUUUCUCAAGCAGUGGCAAGAAAGGCCAGGCUACCCCCUCUUCUCCCUGAGAUGACGGAUGGAGCAGUCUCAGACAGGAAGUGGCCAAUGUCUGGAAUGUUGGCCUCAGUAAGGCAGAGGAGACACCGUCCACGUCCCUUUCAUUCUCUGUUUCACUGCCCUGUUCUAGGGCUCUGGAUUCUGGGCCUGGAGAAUGAGGACACACUAUUUGACCUUCAGCUCUUUCUCAGACAGACCCUCUUACAUCCUACCUACGUGAGUCCGCCAGAUUCUCAGCAGGGAGUGUCAAACCCAGUGGUACUUCUUAUUAGCACCUCUGUCUCAUUCACAGUUUAUCACCAACAGCAGCAACUAUGCCUGCAACAUAAUAGAUAGCCAAUACUUUUUUUAAAAAUGAAUGAAUGAACAGAGUAAGCAAGUGUCACCGUGGCAUUCACUAGUCCAGUGAGCUGACUGUAAGGGCAGUAUAAAUAUCCUCCAGCCCUUACGAUUCUGUCCUCAAGCUGUCCCCUCCCACCUCUGCGCUGGCGGGAGAAUGAUCUGUAUAUGAUGGCCUCUGCAGGUAGACAAAAGAGAAUUCUGCUUCCCGGGAAGUCUCCUUUGCCAACAAUCUCCAUUUCCAUUUCUUCAGUGCACACUAGAAAUUAAAACCACCCAAUAAUAUGAUGUGUACAGUCAUCUUCAGUUCAGUAGCAGCAUCUCCUGGUCAUUAAUAUUCUGUAUUUUAUUAUGGUAAGAGUAUUAUAAGAAAACGGUACUGUAGCUAAUGACAUCUUUUACCAACCUUUGCCCAACUGGGCUGGCACACAGCCUACCAUUAGUCCACUUUUUACUCCAAAGACUGUGACAGGGCCUGAGUGGCAUGAGUCUGAAUACUCCUCCUGUGUCCUUCUCCUGCAGCUAUAUGUGGACUGAAGGUCCCUACUUCAUAACACCUACUUGAUCUUUCCUUAGUGUUCUCAGAACAGCUGUCCUCAGUUCCAGCUGUGAAUGUGGGCAGUGUUUGGAACAUUAACACAACUAACGGAUUUAAGGAGACUUUCAGAAAGUGAUUCUUAAAAAUAACUGGAGGUUUUGUCUGAUAAAACAAAUAGAAUGGAAUAUGUCUCAGAUAAUAUCUCAUUGGAUUUUCAUGUUUUAUAUAAAAAUAAAAGCUUGAUGACCUAUUUUUAGAGAGGUUAACAUUAGUUCUUUCCAAUUUUGUUUAACCUUGAAGAUUUUAUUUAACUUGUAAACUUACUCCUUCGUUAUGACAUGAUUGUUCCAGAUUUGAGGGACAAAAUAAAAUUAAAUCUUUCUAAAACUA